Molecule: messenger RNA, 5132 nt
Organism: Miniopterus natalensis
Lineage: Eukaryota; Metazoa; Chordata; Mammalia; Chiroptera; Miniopteridae
Gene: TMOD3
Product: tropomodulin 3
Biological process (GO): myofibril assembly; muscle contraction; actin filament organization
Cellular component (GO): cytoskeleton; myofibril; striated muscle thin filament
Molecular function (GO): tropomyosin binding
Source: RefSeq, a predicted model, not a curated record
CAGGGAUCAAACCCACAACCUAGUUGUAAGAAAAAGUAGAAAUUACUUCUGGCUAUUGAAUAGCAAAAACUAAGUGACACUGCAAGCCAUGGCACUACCAUUCCGUAAGGACUUAGAAAAGUACAAGGACCUGGAUGAAGAUGAGCUCCUUGGGAACCUAUCAGAAUUAGAACUGAAACAACUGGAAACUGUUCUUGAUGAUCUCGACCCUGAAAAUGCCCUUCUGCCUGCAGGGUUCCGACAAAAGAACCAGACCUCAAAGUCUGCCACAGGGCCAUUUGAUAGAGAGCACCUCCUGUCAUAUCUGGAGAAGGAAGCUUUGGAGCAUAAGGACCGGGAAGACUAUGUGCCUUACACUGGAGAAAAAAAAGGGAAAAUAUUUAUCCCUAAACAGAAACCUAUGCAGUCUUUUACAGAAGAAAAAAUCUCUCUUGAUCCGGAAUUAGAAGAAGCUUUGACAAGUGCUUCUGAUACAGAAUUGUGUGACCUUGCAGCUAUUCUUGGGAUGCACAAUUUGAUAACGAAUACACAGUUCUGUAAUAUAGUGGGAAGUAGUAAUGGUGUCGACCAAGAACAGUUUUCAAAUGUGGUAAAAGGUGAAAAGAUCAUCCCAGUAUUUGAUGAGCCACCAAAUCCAACCAACGUUGAAGAGAGUUUAAAGAGAAUUAAAGAAAAUGAUGUUCGUCUUGUUGAAGUUAAUUUGAAUAAUAUAAAGAAUAUUCCAAUUCCAACACUGAAAGACUUUGCGAAGGCUUUGGAAACCAACACACAUGUGAAAUGUUUAAGUCUUGCAGCCACACGGAGCAAUGACCCAGUUGCUAUUGCUUUUGCAGAUAUGCUGAGAGUGAACAAAAAUUUGAAGAGCUUAAACAUGGAAUCCAACUUUAUUACAGGAGCCGGAGUUCUAGCACUGAUUGAUGCUUUAAAAGAUAAUGAGACCCUGACUGAGCUCAAGAUUGACAAUCAGAGACAGCAGUUGGGGACGGCUGUAGAAUUGGAAAUGGCCAAGAUGCUUGAGGAAAAUACAAAUAUCCUUAAGUUUGGAUAUAGAUUUACACAGCAGGGACCCCGAACCAGGGCAGCUAAUGCUAUAACGAAAAAUAAUGACUUAGUUCGCAAGAGACGAGUUGAAGGAGACCACCAGUAAGUCCGCCGUGGUAUAACCUUUGGAGGGCUUCGAAAGGGCAUCAAGGACUUGUGUUGGUGAUAUCAGAUAUAAAAUUUUCCUGGGUAGAAGGGAAAAGACUGGAAAUCUUUUUUUUUGUAACUACAUAUAUAUUUUUUCUAGUUUAAGUUACCAGCUUUAAAUUGUAAAAUCAAUAGUAGGUGAUAUUUUAUAUUUUAAAGCAUUAUUUCUAACUUUCUGCUAAACUGUUUUAAUUUAGCUUAAUUGAGUGGUUUAUGAUGGGUCUUGGUUAAAAAAAAAUACAAUUAUAAGAAAGUUUAGGAAGUCACUUAUGUAGAAUAAUAUGAACAUUUUAAGGACCAAUCUCUUUUUUAAAUAAAAAAGGGAUGUUGCUGAUACCAGACUUGCUGUUGCACCUUGUGGGUACAAGGCACUUCAAAGCUUUUGUUAUUCCAGGAUGUGAAGUUUCUCAUGUUUUAGAAUACGUGGCAAGAAUUUAGCAAGAGUGUGCUUUUGCUUCUGUCAAGAAAGCACGAUGCCAGAAUUUUAAAACAGGUGACUUAAGAUCUAAUCAUCUGUUUAGAAGUAAAAGCUGGUUUCUAGGAGAGAGAACAUGCAUUCCAGGUCACUGCACUAGUCUGAUGUAUCUUAGUAACACCUACCUAAACCUUUAAGAGUAUAGUGAUGUCUAAGCUCAUUACAGUUUUUCAUUUUAAUAAUGUGGACAUGAUUAAAUUUUUGUGAAAGCCCAUAGUAAAAAGCACCUGAGUAGGAAAGGUAUUUCCUGUAAAAGGCAUAUAGCCAACUCCUGGUUAUAUAGGGUAAAAGAAAGAAAGCUGCUGUUUACAGUAAACGUGAAGGUGAAGUCUGAGGAGCAUGCAAAAUGGUCAUUUAAACUGAUGGUCACUGUGAAGCAAAUUAGAAACUGGCAUGCGUGUAAGUCAGUGUUGCACAGUGUAGUGAGGAGUCCCUGUGUGCCAUGCAGAAUUCCAGAAAUGGUAUUUAAUCAUCACUCACUACAAAUUUUCCAACCAGUAAGGAAAACUGUCCUUCAUAAAUCUGAUUUUAGUUUCCUUUCAUCUUGUACUUUUUUGUCCAUACUGUAUAAAACUAAUUUCUCAUAACAAAAGUUGUCUUCCUGUUACUCAGAGUAUCAGAGUGAACAGUUGAACAGUGUCCUGUAGUGGGAAGAAUGACUCCAGACCGCCAGUGUGACAGAGGGUUUGGACCUGUAACCUUGCCCGUUUCAGGGCAGCCUCUGCAGCCCGAGAUGGCGGAGUCUUCACAGCUGCAAAAGCAGGGUCAAAGGAAUCUGAGCAACCCUGGCCUCGGAAAUUCAGGCCCGGCUGCACCAUUUACAGGGAGAUUUUCCUAAGGGAAGAAUCUCAUUUCAGAGUAGCAGAGAGGUCUGUUGUUAAUUUAAAAAAUUUUUUUUUGGUCUGCUCCUUCGGGUUAGGGUGGACAGUUUAUCCAAUGAGCUAGGCAGCUUCUUAUGUACUAUGGUAAUAAGCCUCUUAACAGAGUGUGUUUGUUUCUUUGCAUUAGUAUCCAGUGUUUUAAAAGGGCUGAAGAUUGACUUUGCACUAUUUCCUUUCACUUAUAGGCUGCUGAUUUUUUUUUAAGUUAGGAAGUGCCGCUCUCCUUUUCAUAUACAUCUUUGGAAAUGUACUUGAUUUUAGAGACCGCACUGUUGCAGCAGGGUGGGGGCCGGCGUGGAGCAGGGAUGUGAGGCUACCGUUACACUGUCAGCAAGGCGGCCUUGCUAGCACUGUCCUGUAAGUCAGUACAUUGAUUAGUAUGUUACCCCUUCCAUGAGUUUUUUUAGUUUGUUUUUUUUUUAACAUAGGUAGGCGAGCUCUUGCCUAAAAUUGUAUGUCAUACUUAUGGAUAAUAUCUUUAGUAUGAAGAAGUUGAGUGUUUUGCUUGUACCAUUCCAGUUCUCAGCUACAAUAGUUCAUUAUAUAAUUGAGGAAAAAAUUUCUUCAUAAAUAACUUUAAAGGUAAACAUUCAUCUGAUUGAAUAUGGAAAAAUCUUUCAAGAAUUGUAAUUACAGGGGAGAAAACUGAUGUUUACUUUGAUCUUUAAAAACCUGGCACCCCUUAACCUUUUAGUAACUUUUGGAAUUUCUACAUUGCUCUAAAAUUUUGUAAUAGGUUAGGGUUGAUUUUUAAACCAAAGAUGUUAUGAGACCUUAAGUUUUGUAGUCUGGCUGAUUUAAACUUAUCUGGUUAUCUAAUCAAAAAACAUUCUUUGCAUUUUUAAAUUGCUGUUUUUUAAAAGCUUUAACUUCCCAUUUUAUAAAAUUUUAUAUUUAUAUUUGUCCAAAAUUUUUCUAGUAUGUCUACAUGAAAUUGUAUUUUAAAAAGAUUACUAACGUUGAUAUUAUUAAAAUGGAUUUUGGUGCUAUAUACUUGUAGCUAGUAGAAGUCUAAAGUGUAGGAGAAAUACAUUUUCUAAGGGUGCCUGUCAUUUAAAAGACCAAAUAAACAUUUUAUGUUUUAAAAAUUAGCAAUUGUUAGAGAUUUCAAGGAGAAUUAUCUUGAUCGUUAAAUUGCAAAUUUGUGUUAUUUUAAUGAAGUAACCCACAUACUUUAUGCAUAGGUACACUCUGGAAAAGUUACAUGUAAAUAGAACUUUGUAAAUUGUUUUUCCAUUGACAGUAACUGAUGUAUUUUCAUUUAAAAGGGGAAUUCCAUGGUAUUAAUGAUUAUAAAAGAAAAAGUAUGUUUUGAUAAAAUGUUAGUCAUGUUCUAUUAUACAUUAUAUUUAACCCUUGCUGCCAUUAAAAUAAGAUGAAAAGAUUCAUGAGGUGUCAUAAAAUCUUAUAUUUUUGGCCCUGUGUUUCCAGGGCUGCCUCAUGUACUCCUUAUAAAAUCAGGAACCACCAUUACCUCCACGCAGAUCUGAGGAGCGUGCUUUUUCUGGAGCCCCUAGCAGCUUCUGUUCUCUGCAAGCUCAGUACUGUUCCACUUGGCUCCUUCUUUCGAUGCCACUUCACGUUUAAAAAAUAAUUAUUCCCGUUUCAUUGAGAUAUAAUUGACAUACAACAUUGUGUUAGUUUAAGUUAUACAACAUAACGAUUUAGCAUAUGAAUACAGUAAAACAUGAUCACAGUAAGUUUAGUUAACAUCCAUCACCUCCCACAGUUAAAAAAAUACUUAUUCCUUGUGACGGGAACUUUUAAUAUCUACUCUCAGCAACUUUCAUAUGUACAAUACAGUAUUGUUAACUGUAGUCACGUGCUGUCCCUUACCUCCCAGGACUUAGUCAUAUAACUGGAAGUCUGUACUGUUGACCACCUCGCCCACUUUCUUCAUCCCCACCCCUGCCUCUGACAACCACCAGUCUGUUUCUGUGAGUUCAGUUUUUUCCAUUCUCACGCAGGUGAGAUCAUGCAGUAUCUGUCUCUGUGUCUGGCUUACUUUACUUAGCAUAAUUCCCUGAAGGCCACUUCACUUUUGAGUAGUAUUAACCGAAGACCUGGCAUCCAUGAAACUGAACACGGGAUGUGCCAGAGCAGCUCCCGCUGCUGCCCUCAGACUAGGGCCCUUUUUAGAUUUGUCUGCUUAAGAAGUAUUUAAAAAAAAAAUGGCACAUAAACAUAUGCUUGCACACACACAUUGCAUAAAAAUCUGUGUAAUUUCAAAUAAAUGCCCACUUUAUAUUUUUUAGUCUUUUGGAUGAAUCAUAUUUUGUUUUAGUUAUGUUUAAAAGCUUGAAAACUACCUUGUUACAAUGUAUCAUUCUUUGUCACAUCAAAUAAGUAUUUAAAUACAUUUUUAAUGCUAAAAUAUCCAAAAUGCUGUAGAUGUUUUAUUUUUUCAAUUUUUAUAAAUACAAAUGUGUUAAAUUUUAUAAUGCUGAUGUCUAAAUAUUACAAAACAUCAUCAACCUGGUUUCUAAUCGCACAGUGAAGUGUCUUUUGAAGAACAUGUACUAUAAGCAUUUAGGAUUUACCACUUUUUACUGGAAGAAAUUUCAAUAAAGUUUAUCAAAUACCCUGUA